Messenger RNA from Papilio machaon (common yellow swallowtail), 1410 nucleotides. RefSeq names its product nucleolus and neural progenitor protein. Lineage: Eukaryota; Metazoa; Arthropoda; Insecta; Lepidoptera; Papilionidae. The transcript has 2 exons. Gene Ontology annotation, biological process: positive regulation of Notch signaling pathway. The record is from RefSeq and is a predicted model, not a curated record. Gene Ontology annotation, cellular component: nucleus. The coding region runs from base 81 to 1304 and encodes 407 amino acids.
UUACAAUACUUCAUUUUCAAGUUUAACAAAGAACUAAUAAAAGAAAACAAUUCAUAUUCGUACCAUUUAAGCAACGAAAAAUGUUAGAACCAUGGAAUAAUAAAAAUCUUUUACCGCCACCAGUUCAAACGUGUUAUUCUGACGAGAAAAUUGAUUGGAGAUAUUUAAAGCAAGCAUGCACAAAUGCAGUGAACAUUUUGUCUAAGCAAUCUCCAUUGCAUAAUGAAAGUGCUUUACUUUCAAGGUUUAUUUAUAAAUACGAUAAAAAGUUUCGUAAUGAUAUUGGGUAUCGUAUAUUUAAAAAAAUAAAUACAACUCUUCGGAGAUAUUUAAUGUUAAAUAUUAUAAAAGACAUUGAAAACUUUGCAUUAACAUUGCCCAAUGAUACUGAAAGCGAUGAGUAUUUGCCAACCCGGCAGAUGUUACAGUAUGUUUUGGUGAGACUUGUGUCAUUCUCCAAACUUAUGUUGAGGAUUUCAGUUUGUUGCAAAAAAGCAGCUGUUUUCUAUUUAGAUAGAGUAAAAAGAGGCGAAAGUCACUGGAUGUCUCUGAUGCCAUAUGCAUUACUGUGUCGAAUAUGGUCACUAAGUAAUGUUUUACUGCAGCAUUCUUGCAGUUGGUAUGCACAAAUGUAUCCAUUUUUACGAAAUCUUCAAUUAAAAGGUUUACCAUUUUUACCAAAUGGUUAUGAACUUCCGGUAAAUUUAGCAGAUUGGCUAGAUUUAAAAAAUCUUGAAAACCUCGGCCGCUUUCAAUGGGCUCACAAAGAAAUUAUCAAAGUUGAUAAAAUUUUAGUUGAAGAUUCUGAAAGUAAUACAGUGGACAGUUUAAUGAUGUACAUAAAUGAAAUAAAUAAAGACAAUGAACAAAUAGAAAUGAAAUUGCUGCCUUCUGAACCCUUUUUAGAAACAAAUAUACAAACUAUUGAGAAAUAUGUGGACGAAGGUGAGGUUAUAUCAAGAGAACACUUUAAAGGUGUAGACAAUGGUGAAGCCAUAACUAGAGAACAUUUUAAAAGUUUCUUUGAACAGCCUAAAAAAGAAGCUAAAGCAAAAAAAGGUGCUUAUUAUCAUUCAUUGGACAGGGUAACCAAUACUAAAACUUUAGCUGAGUUUGUAAAUAAAGAAGAAACAUAUAGAUAUGAACAGAACAUAAUGUCAUUAACCAAUCAUUUAACAUUCAUGCAAUGGCAAGCUUUAAAAACAACAUUACUAAGGCUCUGUGGAGAUAAUCUUAGUAAUAACAGAAAGAUUCAAAGGAAAUUCUUACAAAUAUGGAAAAAGAAAUGUGUAGAAAUCAGUUAAAACUAAAAGUGAAUAAUUGUAUGGAUUAUAUCACAAUAAAUUUUAUUUUUGACAGCUCUAUCUUCAAUUUAUAAUGUUAGUUAUAAUAUGCUGGUUUUAUUUCACC